This is a messenger RNA of Metarhizium brunneum ARSEF 3297, 270 nucleotides long. RefSeq lists its product as uncharacterized. The record is from RefSeq and is a predicted model, not a curated record. Lineage: Eukaryota; Fungi; Ascomycota; Sordariomycetes; Hypocreales; Clavicipitaceae.
AUGAAGCCCGUCGUCAGUGCCAUGCACGCCUGGUCGUGCACCGUCAUCUCUGUUUUUGCCAUCCUCAUCCUCAGCGUUCUCGCCGGGCUAUACCGCACUGGGCACGAGGAAUUUGUUGGAGGCGUUGGCGACCCCAGCCCCGUGGAAGGCAAGGCUGUAGCUGGAACCAUCUUUACAGCCGUCAUUGUCUACGCAGCUUUCCUUGUGUUUUGUGGUUUCCAGGGAUUACUGCACGUCCGUGAGAACCGAAGAGGCGCAAUUGCCCUAUAG